Molecule: messenger RNA, 937 nt
Organism: Pocillopora meandrina
Lineage: Eukaryota; Metazoa; Cnidaria; Anthozoa; Scleractinia; Pocilloporidae
Source: the annotation of a GenBank genome assembly
AUGUCAUAUCCAAUUAACAUAUCAUUAUUUUUUCCUUAUGUGUCGGCAGGUAUUGAGUACAAUAAGUUGGGUUGUUACAGGGACAACUGGCAAGAAGUAAGACCUCUUGCGGAACUGUUAUUUACGGAUCGUAACGAGACCUCUCCGCGUUACAGUGGCAAAAAAUAUAUUCGAAAGAAUUUUAAUCGACUCUAUCUUGAUGAUAUAAUACAACGCUGUGCAUCACAAAGCAAGAAAUUGGGUUACCAAGUGUUUGGCAUAGAGAAUUUUGGUACUAAUACACUUAUUCAGUUACCUCUUGUUUUAAGUGACAUUACUAAUCAUUACUAUCGAUUUUCUCCCUAUUUUUCUCUUCAUCCACACCACAGUAAAACGAUGAUGAUGAAGUAUUUCUGGAGAAUGGAAAACUUUUUUUAAACCUUAAAUAAAUUUAAUUCAUAAAACUCAGUUACAAAAGUACAGAAAUUAAUAUGAUAUCAGUUUUUAGGAAAGAAUCGUAUAGAAUGAGGUUGAAUGAUUUAAAACUGCCAAGUGAAGAAGGCACAAUUGAAGCAAAGUAGCCAAACUUGUCAGAUAAUGGUAAAUAUUCACGGCCUCAUUCCAAACCUAGUAAGUUAUAGCAGAUGUGAAAGAAAGUGUAUUAUUUAUUUGGCUUGCCAAUUUAAUGCUAACUCCACCUAACGUAAGAAAAUUCUAAUUAAAGCAUAGUACUCCUAAAAAAUAUAAUAAAAGUUGCAAAUUCGAAUCGUUUUCUUUCCUCCAUUGCUGACUAGCUGAGUGUUAUUCUGGAGACGGUGGUCUGGAAACAUACAACAGAGAUGGGCCGACCAGACAAUGUUUUACCACAAAAUACGAACCAUGCGAUCUAACAUGUGGAGAACAACCGUGCACUGGAACUGAGAAUACACUCUUUGUCUAUCAGUUAGGAAAGCGUUAG